Cyanistes caeruleus (blue tit) is the source of this 3082-nucleotide messenger RNA. Its product is annotated as arf-GAP with dual PH domain-containing protein 1-like. The record is from RefSeq and is a predicted model, not a curated record. Gene Ontology annotation, molecular function: phosphatidylinositol-3,4,5-trisphosphate binding; GTPase activator activity; phosphatidylinositol bisphosphate binding. Lineage: Eukaryota; Metazoa; Chordata; Aves; Passeriformes; Paridae. Gene Ontology annotation, cellular component: intracellular membrane-bounded organelle; cytoplasm; plasma membrane. Gene Ontology annotation, biological process: positive regulation of GTPase activity.
CCGUGCCCGGCCCCCAGCCCGGCCUGCGCUCCGCUUCGGGCGGGCGAGCCUCGGGCUACGCUCCUCUGCAGCUUCCUCCCAGCUAAACAUUCUGUGGCGCUGCCUUGUGCGGAGAACGCCGCGGUGUAGAACCCGAAACCACAGCCCGAGACUCCUUCUGGCGCUCCAGAGUGUUUUGCCCCAAUGUCUCUUAAAUAAAUGUCACUCUUCCGAAUAGUUCACAUCUGCAGUUCUUCAAUAGAGCUCUGAGUUUAUUUCAAGCUAUUGUCAUUUCUUGGUGUUAGCAUGCGCUGCUCCUCUUACCCGGGUAGGGCAAUUGUGGAGAUGGGUCUUGGCUCUGAUGCUGUGUCCAAGUCGCAGCGUAUGGCUGGACAGCCAAGAUUGCCGUAGUGGUGGAGAGAGGUACUGGCAUGAGUUGGUGGGUGCAUCAGGACUGCCGUGUUCUGAUGGCCUAGAGUGACAUUGGCUGAGCUCCUGAACCUCUAUUGCUCCCCUGUUCUCACCUUAAAAAUGGGUGUGAUGCCUGUGUGGCGGCCAGCUGACUUCGGUAGAAGCUUCUGAAGUGCUGUGGGGCCAGUCCCCCUAGCCCACAGAGCAUGACGAGUCCUGACAGGAGUCCUGUCACAGCCUGGCAGUCACUUGUCCACAGCCAGCUUUCCUUUAUCAGCUUGCUUGCUGCCUGCGCUCUUUUCCUGGCCUGUCCUUUCACCAGAAGAAAUGCGGAAAAACCAGUUCUGUGGUUAAUUGCUGCACUUCCCUCCACGCCCAUGGGGGCAGGUCUCGUCCUCCUGCUCGCUCCUCACACAGUCUGGGUGCACUUCAGCCUCCAGUCUCUGCCCCUGCCUGUUCUCAGCCGGCUCAGGUGCACCGACAGGCCUCUGUACCCUUUCCAUUAACCUUAAGCUUAGGUUCUCUUGCCUUCCUCUUUCCCCCUCUGUCUGCCAGAGCUUCUCCUUCUCUCCUGGAUAAGGAAGCGGGUUGGCCUGCAGGUGCAUAAGGUGCAGGCAGCUGCCCUCCUGGCCCUGUCCUGCCCUGCCUGGAGGGACACCAUUCCGAGGUGAUGGCUGGAGGAAACGAGCGGAGCAUGAAGGCCCUGAAGGAAGUGUGGAAAAGAGCAGAGAACUCUUUGUGUGCGGACUGCGGGAAGCCAGAUCCUGACUGGGCAUCCUCUACUUUGGGUGUCUUUAUAUGCCUCAGCUGUUCAGGAAUUCACCGCAACAUCCCUAGCAUCAGCAAAGUCAAAUCCCUGAAGAUGGACUACUGGGAUGAUGCUCAGGUGCAGUUUUUGGCCAAGCAUGGAAAUGCUGUGACUAAAGCCAUAUAUGAAGCUCACAUCCCUAUUUACUAUUACCAGCCAACCUUCAAUGACUGCCAAGUGCUGAGAGAACAGUGGAUACGGGCCAAAUAUGAACGCAAAGAAUUUACUGAGCCGGGAAAACAGCUGCCAUAUUCUGAUGGGGUGAAGGAAGGCAUCCUUUUGAAGCGAGGUCGAGACAACGGGCAGUUCCUACCCCGCAAGUUCCUCUUGUCUGAGAGAGAGGGAUGUCUGAAGUAUUUCACCAAGCAGGAUGGCAAAGAACCCAAAAUCAAUGUUAAAAUAGAUGUCAUCAAUGCUACAUUCCAGCCAGAGAAGAUUGGGAACCCCAAUGGGCUGCAGAUCACCUAUCUCAAAGACAAUAAGACCAGGAAUAUAUUUGUCUACCAUGAAAGUGGAAAGGAGGUAGUGGACUGGUUCAACGCCAUCCGCUCUGUGCAGUUCCAUUACCUGAAGGUGGCAUUUCCCAUUGCCAGCGAUAAUGAGAUUAAAAAUCGUUUGACGAGAAACUUCUUGAAGGAGGGGUACAUGGAGAAGACCGGUCCCAAGCAGAGGGAGGCUUUCAAGAAGCGCUGGUUCACGCUGGAUCACCGCAGGCUCAUGUACUUCAAGGAUCCUUUGGACGCCUUUGCUAAGGGUGAAGUAUUUGUGGGCAGUGGAGAGAAUGGAUAUAGUGUCCAGAAGGGAUUGCCUUCAGGGACACAGGGCAACUUCUCUUGGCACUAUGGCAUCACCAUUGUCACCCCUGACCGGGAAUACCUCUUCACCUGUGAGACAGAGACUGACCAGCUGGAGUGGAUCAGAGCCUUCACUAGUGUCAUCAACCAGGCCAUGACACCACAGGAAUAUGCAAUUGAAGCCUACUUCAAGUUUAAGUCCUAGGAAGCCAUGCAGGAAUCUCACUAUGACUCAACUCUACCUGGUCCUAUUGGGUUGCUGUCAGGACAGGAGAGGAGAUUGACAUCAGAGAAACACAGUGCUCUUGGAGCACCCUUUGAAGCACUUUUGCCCCCAUAUAAUACCCACUUUGUUUUGAGGGCCCGAUUAAGCUGCUUCUUUUCAAGGCAAGAUUUUGUGCAUCUGAAUCCUCAGUACAGCCUGUCCCUGUUAAAUUGCUGUCAUCUGACUGGAUGCUGACAGGUCUUGCCUGUCAGUCAGGCCUUGAAAACUUUGGCACUUACUGUGUUGGGCGUGGGACCUAGCAUCACUCCUGCAUGAAACUGCAGACAGCCACCCACCUGGUGAAAGAAAACUGGCUGGAGCCAGGCACCCCAGCUGGUUACAGCGGCUGCUGGACUAAAAGAGACUGUUCCUUUACAAGAAAUAUCAUACCUGCUGGUGACAGAGAUGUGAAACAUCUUGAUAUUUGAUCAGUUAGUGCAGUGGUUGAGAAAGGUCACUUAAAAGAUGAAACCUAACAGCCAAAUGUGAGGCCUGUUUCUUUCUGCCAUGUAUGGGCUUGAAAGCUUCUUCAGACCUUCCACCAAAUGCUUCAGAGGAGACUAAGAGAUCGUCUCAAAAAUAAUGUGAAUAUACAUUUGGGUAUGUGUAUACAUUAUAUACACACAUAACAAAAAGUGAUGGAGGUGAAAUGCUGCCCUAGGGAAAACACCCUGAGAUGUAUUCAUGCCACUGAAGAUCAGCUGCCAAACUUGGCAAAAUGGAGAAGGGUUGGGUCUUGCAAGGAGAAGCUGAUAACAUGUAUAGAGUUCAGAGUCUGCUGUCUCUACUACUUCAGGGUUGAUGCUGAAUAUAAUAAUACAUGGA